GGGGCUGAGAGGGAGAGGGGGGAGGAGUGGAGGCGUGACUCGCUGAAGCCGCCUCUGCUCCGGCACUGAAAGGGUGCUCACCCCGCUGGUCCCACCCUCCUGCCCACGGUCCAGCCAAUCAGAGAGGCUUUUACUGGCGGGUGGGCCGGGCCGGCCCAGCUGCUCGGAGGCUCUGGCAUGUCGGUUCCCGAUUCUGGCCCCAGGCCCUUGGCAACACCUGCCCCUUUCCCACCGGGGCCCCCCAUGAUGCCACCACCCUUCAUGCCCCCUCCAGGGAUCCCUCCGCCCUUCCCCCCAAUGGGGCUGCCUCCCAUGAACCAGAGACCACCUGCCAUCCCUCCCAUCCCCCCUGGCAUGAUGCCCCCGAUGCUACCACCAAUGGGGGGGCCACCACCAAUUACACAGAUACCAGGGAUGGUACCACCCAUGAUGCCAGGGAUGCUGAUGCCCGCGGUGCCGGUCACUGCAGCGACGGCCCCAGGUGUGGACACCGCCAGCUCUGUCGUGGCUGGAGCAGACCCUACGAGAGUUUUGUGGAGUGAACAUGUGGCUCCUGAUGGGCGAAUCUACUACUACAAUGCAGAUGACAAGCAGUCUGUGUGGGAGAAGCCCAGCGUCCUCAAGUCCAAAGCUGAGUUGCUGUUGUCUCAGUGCCCCUGGAAAGAGUACAAGUCAGACACUGGCAAACCCUACUACUACAACAACCAGACUUUGGUCAAACAGGAGGCUGCAGGGAAGCAGCAGCCACAGCCACAGCCACAGCCUGAGCCACCUCCUGCUACUCCUGGACCGGCCCCAGUCCCUUCAGGCCUCAUCGAACCUGAGCCAGGUGGGCAUGAAGACUGUGAACUGUCAGAACCUACCCAGCCUCUGGAUCAGGGGCUUCUGCAUCAGGAGGAAAGCACAAGCAGUGCUGCUAGGCGGCAGGAGGAGGAAGAGCCAAAGCUCGAGCCAGAGAGGUCAAGCUUCAGCUGGAGCAACCGAGAAAAGGCAAAGCAGGCAUUCAAGGAAUUGCUAAGGGACAAGGCUGUCCCCUCCAAUGCUUCAUGGGAACAAGCCAUGAAGAUGGUGGUCACUGACCCUCGCUACAGUGCUCUGCCAAAACUAAGUGAGAAAAAACAGGCAUUCAAUGCCUACAAAGCACAGCGGGAGAAAGAAGAAAAGGAAGAGGCCCGUCUGAGGGCCAAAGAGGCCAAGCAGACCCUUCAGCACUUUCUGGAACAGCAUGACCGUAUGACCUCUACCACCCGAUACCGGCGAGCUGAGCAAACGUUUGGGGAACUGGAAGUUUGGGCUGUAGUACCUGAGCGGGACCGUAAGGAAAUAUAUGAUGAUGUCCUCUUCUUCCUUGCCAAGAAGGAGAAGGAGCAGGCUAAACAACUGCGUCGCCGCAAUAUCCAGGCUCUAAAGAGCAUCCUGGAUGGAAUGAGCAGUGUCAGCUUCCAAACUACUUGGUCCCAAGCUCAACAGCACCUCAUGGACAACCCCAGCUUUGCCCAGGACCACCAGCUGCAGAACAUGGACAAGGAGGAUGCGCUGAUCUGCUUUGAGGAGCAUAUCCGAGCACUGGAGCGAGAGGAAGAGGAAGAGCGUGAACGGGCACGACUUCGGGAGAGGCGCCAGCAUCGCAAGAACCGAGAAGCCUUCCAGACCUUCCUGGACGAGCUGCACGAGACAGGGCAGCUGCACUCCAUGUCUACCUGGAUGGAGCUGUACCCAGCGGUCAGCACCGAUGCCCGCUUUGCCAACAUGCUGGGCCAGCCGGGCUCCACUCCUCUGGAUCUCUUCAAGUUUUAUGUAGAGGAUCUGAAGGCCAGAUUCCAUGAUGAGAAGAAAAUCAUUAAGGACAUCCUUAAGGAUCGGGGUUUCAGUGUGGAAGUGAACACAGCCUUUGAGGACUUUGCACAUGUUAUCAGCUUUGACAAGAGGGCUGCUGCACUGGACGCUGGCAAUAUCAAGCUGACCUUCAACAGCCUCCUAGAGAAAGCAGAGGCCCGAGAGCGGGAGAGGGAGAAGGAGGAAGCACGGAGACUUCGGCGUAGGGAAGCUGCCUUUCGGAGCAUGCUGAGGCAAGCUGCCCCUGCCCUGGAGCCUGGCACUGGCUGGGAGGAGGUCCGAGAGCGCUUCGUGUGUGACUCUGCCUUUGAACAGAUCACUCUGGAGUCAGAGCGGAUACGCCUCUUCCGAGAGUUCUUACAGAGUGAAUACCAGCACUUUCACAUCAAAGGCAGAAAACACGGCAAAAAGGGCAAGAAACAUCAUCGAAAGCGAUCGCAUUCACCCUCGGGCUCUGAAUCUGAAGAGGAUGAGCAACUACCCCUUCUUCGGCCCUCCAAACGAAGAAAAUGGAAUCCCUCUGAGUCAGGCUCUGAACCCUCAUCUUCACUCGAUUCAGCUGAGAGUGGGGGUGGCCCUCUUGGGGGCCGGGGCUCUCCCUCCAGCCGCCCCCCUCUUGGAGCAGAUCAUGGCUUCCGGAAGUCUAAGAAGCCGAAGAAGAAAGGCAAGAAGAAGAGGCACAAGUCGAACAGUCCCGAGAGUGAAAUAGAGCGAGAGAAAGAGAAAGGAAGCAAGGAGAUGGAAGAGAAAGAACGAGAACGGGACAAAGAGAGGGAGGCCCGGAGGCCAGAGCCCCGGAAUCGGUCCCCUGGCCUUGGACUUAAGAAAGAGAAGACAGGCUGGGACACAUCAGAGAGUGAGCUGAGUGAAGGGGAACUGGAACGGCGCCGCCGGACACUUCUGCAGCAGCUGGAUGAUCAGCAGUGACCCUGAUACUCACUGUCCCCUUGUGGGACUGUGUGAAGCCUGUGUUCCUAGUACCACCCUUGUUAGCCAAGCUCCCGAGCCCAGGAUUCCUUCCUCAGUCUGGUCAAUGCCCAUCGUCCCUAAAGCACCCUGUUCCUGUUUGGCAAAACCCCUCCAGAGACCAGCAUCAGCACUAUAAGGUUGCCCCAGCUGCUCUUCAGAAGUCCCCCCGCCCCUUAUCAUCUUGGACAUCCAGUAUAGUCCCUGGCAUCACCCCUACUCCCUUGUCCAGGCCUGAUGGGGUUAGGCAGCGCCAAUAUGACAGGAGGUACGGUAGGGGGGAGUUGUGCCACUACUACUUGUCAUUACCUCUUUCCCUAGGAAGGGUUAUUGUGUGAGAGAAUUGCAGUCUGCCAAUGGGCACUGAGCCAGUUGGGAAGGGGGGGAGGAGGGAGACAUUCUAGGCGAUUCAAAAUAGCUCUCUACCCCUUACCCCUCCUACCCUGGCCCAAUGGCGCUACCUCUUCCUCUCUCCAACCUGGGAACUCAGUGUUUUUUUUAAUGAUUAAUAAUGAUAAUAUUUAUAACAUGG
This is a messenger RNA of Trichosurus vulpecula (common brushtail), 3334 nucleotides long. RefSeq names its product pre-mRNA processing factor 40 homolog B (gene PRPF40B). Lineage: Eukaryota; Metazoa; Chordata; Mammalia; Diprotodontia; Phalangeridae. The coding region runs from base 178 to 2763 and encodes 861 amino acids. Gene Ontology annotation, cellular component: U1 snRNP; U2-type prespliceosome. The record is from RefSeq and is a predicted model, not a curated record. Gene Ontology annotation, biological process: mRNA cis splicing, via spliceosome. The transcript has 26 exons. Gene Ontology annotation, molecular function: protein binding; RNA binding.